Acanthosepion pharaonis is the source of this 672-nucleotide messenger RNA. Lineage: Eukaryota; Metazoa; Mollusca; Cephalopoda; Sepiida; Sepiidae. The record is from the annotation of a GenBank genome assembly.
AUGAUUUCUCUUUCUGAUUUCUUCAUUUUAUUUUAUUUACUGGUUUUCUCUUUCUUUUCAUUUUUCUUACAUCUAAACUCGCCAUUUCUUUUAACUCCUCCUCCUCUUCUUUUUUCUUUCUUUCUUUCUUGUUUUUCUUUCUUCUUUCUAUUCGGCCAAGGCUUAAUCUCUUUUCUUCCAUUAUAUGUUUUCAUAUUUGCUUUCCUUCGGCUUACCCUUUUUCUUAUCUUUCCUGUAUUCCUUCUAACUUUAUUGAUUUAUUCGCAUCCAUCCUCAUUUCUUGCUACCCUUUCUUUCUCCUUUUCUCUUCAUUUCUCUCCACUAAUUCUUUUUUUCUUCUUUUAUAUUUCUCCUUUGUAUUAUUUUUAUAGAGUAUUAUCAUUCUUUCUUUCUUUCUUUCUUUCUUUCUUUCUUUCUUUCUUUCUUUCUUUCUUUCGUACUGAAUGCUUCUUUUUCUUUCCCUUUUCUUCAAUUUUACUUUAUCUCUUCCUACAACUUACUUCUCUCUUUUCUCUCUCUCCCUAUCUCCCACCUCUCUCUCUCUCUCUCUCUCUCUCUCUCUCUCUCUCUCACUGGUGUUUCCUUUCCUUAAGUCUUAUGUACUUUCAUGUUUUCACAAGUACUUUUCACCCUCCCACCUAUAUCCUUCUCUUCAACUUUGACACAUUGUAA